Triticum aestivum (bread wheat) is the source of this 3473-nucleotide messenger RNA. Its product is annotated as disease resistance protein RGA5-like. The record is from RefSeq and is a predicted model, not a curated record. Gene Ontology annotation, biological process: defense response to other organism. NCBI's taxonomy places the organism in Eukaryota, Viridiplantae, Streptophyta, Magnoliopsida, Poales, Poaceae. The coding region runs from base 406 to 3129 and encodes 907 amino acids. The transcript is spliced from 4 exons. Gene Ontology annotation, molecular function: ADP binding.
AAAAAAGAAAGUAUAAAAUGGAAAGCAACUGGGAGCUAACUCUGUAGGGUAAGUUCAGUGCAGGCCCAUCCUGUGAGAGAGACCUGUUGGAAUGCGUGUCUCGUGUUGGGUUAAGUAUUGCACAUGCUUAAUUUUUUAGACUCCAUUAUUGCAGAGGGCAGGUAUCUUGUUAAGUUAUUCACUUCUUUCUUUCGUCUACCUCACUUGCAACUGCAAUUCAAUGCCAUCUUCUCCAUAACCAGUAGGUGCGAACUAUUCCAUUUUUCUCACAGACCAGAUCUUGAUAGACUGUUGAACCAGCCGGCAUUCGGUGCUGCUCGCUUUGGCCAUGGAAUAGUCCAAGCACACGCUGCAAAUUUCAGGAGUAUAGUUAACCUGGGGCCAAGAUAAGCUGUUCAUCAAGAGAUGGCUGGAAUAAUGGUGAGUGCUUCUACUGGUGUGAUGAACUCUUUGUUGGGUAAGCUGACAACCCUCAUGGGAAAGGAGUUUACGAGGCUGAAGAACCUGCGAAAAGAAGUGAGGUUCAUUAAUAAUGAGCUUAUCAGCAUGAAGUAUGCUCUUGAUGGGCUUUCAGAUCUAGAUGAGCUAGAUCCACAAACCAAGAGGUGGAGAGACAUGGUGAGGGAGAUGUCUUAUGAGAUUGAGGACAUCAUCGAUGACUUCAUGCAAAGCAUUGGUGAAAAUGAUAGAACUACUGGGCUUGUUAGCAAUACUGUUCGACGCCUCAAAACUUUGAGGGAUCGUCAUCGGAUUGCUGGACAAAUCGAAGAGGUCAAACAACUUGUGCUAGAGACAAGUGAACGUCAAAGAAGGUAUGAGCUUCGUAUACCCCCAUCAAGUAAUGUUGACAUUGACCCACGAGUCACUGCACUCUACACAGAAGUGGCUGACCUUGUCGGUAUAGAAGGACCAGCGAAUGAGCUUGUCAGUUGGUUAAUGGAUGAGGAGAAGAAGUUGAAGGCCGUAUCAAUUGUGGGAUUUGGAGGUCUGGGAAAAACAACACUUGCCAAUGAGGUAUACCGUAGGGUCAAGGGAGAAUUUGACACUCAUGCUCUCGUGACGGUGUCUCAAAAGCCUAACAUUCAAAAAAUUCUCCACACUUUACUAUCCAAACUUGGCACAGAGACAUCUAUUCACACUUGCGAGUCACGUCUUAUCGAAAUGCUCAGAGAACAUCUCCAAACUAAGAGAUAUUUGAUCAUAAUUGAUGAUAUAUGGGAUAUAUCAGCAUGGAAUAUUAUUAAAUGUGUUUUUAGUAAAAAUGAUCUUGCUAGCAGAGUAGUAGUAACUACAAGAAAGCAAGAUGUGGCUAUGACAUGUUGCUCCCGUGAUUGCAUUUUACAAAUGAAGCCCCUCACCAACGAAGACUCAACAAGGCUGUUUUUUGGUAGGGUAUUUGGCUCGAAAGAAGCUUGCCCUCCCCAGCUUAGAGAUAUUUCGGUUGAAAUUCUCAAAAAAUGUGGUGGUUUACCUCUUGCAAUUAUUAGUAUAUCUAGUAUGCUAGCAAAUAAAAAUUGCAACCAAAAGGAAAGGUGGGAAUAUGUACAAGAUUCUAUGGGCUCGGAAAGCAAUCACAUGCUUGACGGGAUGAGGCAAAUCUUAAACCUCAGCUACAAAGAUCUUCCUCCUUAUCUGAAGACAUGCUUGUUGUAUCUUGGUAUGUAUCCAGAGGACUACCAAAUAGAGAGGUCUAAUCUGGAACGCCAGUGGAUGGCUGAAGGUUUCAUCAGUAUAGAAAAUGGACAAGAUGUGGAGAAGGUUGCAAGAAAUUAUUUCAAUGAGCUUGUGAAUAGAAGCCUUAUUCAACCUGUAGAAUUCGAUAAGAGAGGGUCGGUGACAAAAUGCAAGGUUCAUGAUAUGUUGCUUAAUCUUAUCUUGAUUAAGUCAGCACAGGAGAAUUUUCUCACUAUAGUGGAUGACCCACAUGCCUUUACAAGACUGCAAUGCAAGGUCCGUCGGCUGUCUAUCCGCUUGGAUGGUGCAAGUAAUGGCCGAGAAAUAGUAUCGACAAAUAAUAGUAUGUCGCAGGUUCGGUCGGUUAUGUUCUUUGGGAGCUCUCAGAUUACACCUCCUUUGUCAGAGUUCAAGUUCCUCCGAGUUGUUCAUAUUGACCUUGAUGAUGCUGAAGUUGACCUCACUGGAUUGUGUAAACUUUAUCAGCUGAGGUAUUUAUGCAUUAGUGAUGGUUGUUCAUACCAGCUACCAACACAGAUUAGAGUGCUUCAACACUUGGAGACACUUGAGCUGUUUAGUUGUGACAGGGUUCCGUCAGAUAUAAUUCAUCUACCCCGUUUGAUGUUUCUGAAAGCUUGGACGAGGCUCCAUGAUGGGAUUGGCAAUAUGAAAUCCCUGCGUCAUCUAUUUGGAUUUGAUUUUACGUUGUACAAGCUAGAUAAUAUCAGGGGCCUUGGAGAGCUUACCAAUCUGAAAUUUCUAUAUCUCACGUGCGGCAUUCGUAAGGAUGACUGGGAGAGACGCAUGGAUGCUCUAUGCUCUUCUCUAGGAAACCUAUGUCACCUAGAGAACCUGUUUGUCGAUCUCAUCGGCUGCAUAGAUGGCUUCAUGCCAUUGUUUCCUCCGCCAACUCAUUACCGCCUUGAGAGACUUAUCAUGCAAUGGAGGUGCUGGUUUUCCAGGGUCCCUAGCUGGAUGGGGGAACUCCAUAACCUCUACCAGUUAAAAUUCAAAGUUGGUCAGCUGCUAACUGAUGGUGUUGGUAUCCUUGCUGAGCUGCCCGCCCUCACUCACCUCGAUGUAGAGACCGGAAAAACCACAAACAAAGUGAUUUCCAUCGAGAGAGGAGCAUUCCCUGCUCUAAAGAGUUUUAAGCUUCUAUUAAGUAGUGCUUCGUACUUGACCUUCCAGGCCGGAGCAAUGCCCAGGCUCCAAAGGCUGAAGCUAAAAUUCAAUGUACAUGGAUCGGAGCAGAUUGGGGCUGCACCUGCCGGCCUCGAGCAAUUGUUAGCACUUGAAGAGCUGACUGCAAAAAUCUGCUGCCACCGUGCUUCAGAGUCCGACAGGAGAAGUGCGGACUCUGACUUGAGGAGUGCCGUCGACAUGUUUCCAAGCCAUCUUCUAGUCAAAGUCAGCUAUGAAGAGGUUUGGAAUUUUGGUUUUUCUGAUGACUAGUAUGGUGGCUACGACUCGGCGGCAAGCAAGCUGGAUUGACCAAACACGUUUCCACACCGUUUGUAAGUAUCUCCGUCACGUCAACAGAGCAGCUUGCUAGGCAGGCACAGAAGGGUGUGACACUCCUGACCGGUGCCCUGUCUACGGAAGGCCAGCAGCAACAGCUCCUUAAUUCUAGGGUGCAUGUUUAAGAUGACACCAAUCAUCGGUCGGCGUCUUGGACUUUGUCUAACCGUCUGAUUUUACGCGAGAGUUUAUGUCCAUUCUUUCGGUUAGUCUAAAGUCUAUGUCAAGCAAUGCUACAUCUAUGUAAUUUAUUUACGUAAUGUUAUGCAGAGGCUGAU